Molecule: messenger RNA, 6033 nt
Organism: Aspergillus terreus NIH2624
Lineage: Eukaryota; Fungi; Ascomycota; Eurotiomycetes; Eurotiales; Aspergillaceae
Product: MYB DNA-binding domain protein
Exons: 2
Coding region: 1-6033 (2010 amino acids)
Biological process (GO): regulation of transcription by RNA polymerase II
Cellular component (GO): Set3 complex
Source: RefSeq, a predicted model, not a curated record
AUGUCUUCACGAUAUCCCCCAUCGUCAGGGUUUAAUUCCCGGGACCGUUCUCCCCAGCGCUUUGGGGACCGUCGACCCCCUGCAGGACCUCGCGGCGUCGAUGAUACGAAUAUACCCCCAUUAGGGAGGGAACCUCCCCGGGGCCCAAAGGCCCUGAUCGACCAUCCUCGUGGCGCGCCCUUCGGCGGUCGAGGUCGUGGUUAUCCGGGCCGCUCAGACUUUCGGGACCGAGACCGAGACUUGCGAGACCGAGAUCGAGAUCGCGACCGUGACCGUGACCGUGACUUCCGUGAUAUUCGUGAUGGCCCGCCGCCUUACCGUCGCGAUCUGGACCGCGACUGGGGUCGCCGGGACCGAGAUUUUGAUCCCCGAGAAUCACGCAUCGGCUUUGGACGCGGCCGCUCUCGCUCCCCACCGCCCCCGCGUGAUUUUCGUGACAUGAGGGAGCCACUGGGACGUGAUCCCGAUAUAGUUCGAAUGCGACGCGGUUCUCGAGAUAGUUUGAUCUCCGUCUCCUCCAACGCGCCCGAUGUUCCUUCUGGCGCCGGUCAUCACCCUCGCAGCGGACCCAUGCGUGGACGUGGUCGUGGCGACUGGGAGAUGGGCCGCGGCCGCGGUCGAGUCCCCUAUUUGGAUGACCGUGAUUCGUUCCGACGACGUAGUCGGUCUCGCGAUGGCAGAUGGGACCGGGACCGGGUGAUGGACCGAGAUCGUGAUAGAGACCGGAUCAUCGACCGAGAUCGUGACCGAGAUCGGGAGCGUGAUCGCGAUCGGGACCGGCUUCUAGAUAGGGACCGAGAGCUGGACCGCAGGGAUCGAGACCGAGAGCGUGAUAUCGACCGCCGCGAUCGCUUUGACCGUCGUGACGAGUUGGACCGACGUCCCGAACGGGAUGAUCGGGAUCGUCCAGCCGACCAUUGGAAGAGGGACCGACCACCUAGUCGAAAUGAGGGUCGUCUCCCCAGCACGUCGAGUGUCUCUUCAUUACCACCUGCGCCCCCUCUCCCUCCAGUUGCACCACCGGAGAAAGCUCCAGACAAUGCAACCAUUGAGCCAAGUCGCAAGCCUUCUGUCGUGGAAGUUCGACGCGACGCUGAACGGACCGAAGCUCCCCCUGUACCACGCCCAGAACCCCCCAAGGACUUAGCUCCGCCGCUUAAACGAUCCCCCCCUCCAGCAGCCCCGCAGGUGCCUGCAUUUGGCUCCGUCACAGCGCCAAUCCCCGAAUUAUCUUCUGAAAAAACCCCAGCGGACAACACUACGACUGGACCGCCUCCCGCCGCAAAGGCCGAGAAUGAACAAAGAGAAAAGCAUGAACUUCCUGUCCGUGCCCCCAUCGUGCAACUUCCUACGGCACCCAAAGCUGCCCGUGCUGCGUCGCCGCCGCCGGACCACCGCCCCCGACGUGAGGAGGGUCGACGAGACGAACCGAUGGACAUGUCUGUGAAACGAGAUUCGCCUGUACGGACGUCAAGGCCGCCUCCGACAGCACCUGCUAAAGCCCCUCGCCCUCCGGAUCUAUCGCCUCCUACCGCCCCUGCGGCAAUGACCAGCAAGGAUUCCACUCUAUCUCACAUCGAAACAUCUCCGACUAGCAAAUUCAGCCACAGAGUACCAUCUGGAGAACUACGUGGAGGACCCCCCUCGACGGGUCGUGCGCCAUCAACCUCACCUCGUAUGCACCCGUCCAGCAUCCCCACCGGCCCUCGCGCGCUUCAACAACGAUCUCCCGCACCACGUGGACCGCCCAAGGGUAACAAGCAGUGGGUCCGGCCUGGUUACACCCGUCCUCCCCCAGUUCCUGGUGUGCCAGCCCCCCUGAAGCGCGACUCGGUGGAUGGAAAAGAGCGGUCUCUUUCUAUCGACGACGACUAUAAGAAAGAACGCCAAACGUCAGUCGAUGAUAACUUGACCGGCCCGGAGGCGGGAGAGAUACUCCCAGAGAACGAUCUGUCUGAGUCCAAACCGCCAGCUUCGGCUGGCUCGCCCAAGCCGGUCUCUCCCCGCGUCGCCACUCCUCCGAAGAGGCCUGAAGUUGAUACUGCACCGGUCACAUCUAGAGCCGAAAAGGGCGGAGAUAUCAUUCCCGAUUUUGCCCGCUCCAGCGACGAAGAUGAAGACGAAAACUUCAUGUUUACACAGGAAUACUUGGAGGAGCGAAAGCAGAUCUUCGAGAAGGAUAUGCAAGCCCUCCGCGCAGAAAUGCCUCCGUCGCCGUUAGAGGAUCCAACCAUAGUGGCGUUGCUUACCCGGAUUCAACUAUUAGGCAUGGUUGCCAAUGAUCUGCUGCCAGAAAAGGCAGCUCGAUCGCCAGUGGCUGAGAAGGCUGAGUCAAAAGAAGAGGCAUCCUCCGUCGUCGCAUGCAAGUCGGAAAAAGAUGCCGAAGCACACGAACCCACCAUCAAGGAGGCCCUGGAACCCCUCCCGGAGGUCAACAUCAUUUCUGUCGAGAACCUCCCAUUCCUCCAGUCUGGGCCCCCUACACCCCUGUCGGACCUCGAUACCUACCAGGAAAAUCUGGCUACCCAUGAAGCUUUGAAGGAGGCUAUCCGUGGCGAUCUAAUCAAAUGGCGCAAGGAGGUCUCCAAGAAGAAUGCAGUUUUGCGGGAGGAGUAUCUCGCCUACUACAAACCCUGGAGGCUCAACGUGUAUGAGCUCGAUCGCGCAAAGGAGAAAGCUUCCGUCACCCCGGGUCCAGCAACGCCGCCUGCCCCUCCUGUCACAGUCACUCCCAUGUCCACGGCGGAGGCGCGGAGGUACAAGGGAAACAGCGAGCUUGACUUUCAGAACGCCCUACGCGCCUCAGAAAUCUCAGCACAAGAGGAACUUGAGCGACGGCGCGGGAACAAAGCCACUGCGCAGCCAGACCUUUCCCGGGAGGCUGUGAUCCCGGAUAUGUUGGAGCCACGCGAAGUGAAAGCACAGAUAUACAGAGAUACCAACAACAUUGUUGCUGCGGCCGAUGCGGUGGAUGUGUUCGGUUUCAUGCCUCCCCCCAAUGACUUCACUGCAGAGGAGCACGAGAUCUUCACCGACGCCUUCAUGGCAUACCCAAAGAAAUGGGGCAAGAUUGCGGAAGCGCUACCUGGAAGGGACUUCAAGCAAUGCAUUGUCCAUUACUACCUCACGAAGGAAGAGAUCAAAUACAAAGCAAAACUCAACAAGCGCUGGAGUCGUCGUGGCCGUGCCCGGAGAUCGGCUCGACCGAAGUCCAAUGCACUUAUGGCAGAUUUGGGUGUUGUCAAGCCGGAUUACGAAGGCGACGAGGAACCAGCUCCGGUUACGGAUACUGGACGUCCACGUCGUGCAGCCGCUCCUACCUUUGGAGAUUCAUCAGCCAACGAUACGGAAAGCAAUGUCAACGGUCGACGUGGAAAUGCUUCUAAAGAUGGAGAACAGGCGGAAAAACCUACGAGUCGCCGUGGAGCCCGUUCUGGUGCAGGCUCUCGCGGCGGGCGACGCGGAAAGGCUGCCCAGCAGCAGCAACAGCAGCAGACGCCGCAGCCAACGCCAUCAGAACCUACUACGCCGGGCACUGGGGUCAACACACCUGGCGGUCCUACUUUCAAAUCGGAAGUCGCGGAGCCCUCCAUGGAUGGGGCGGUUGAUGUGCGAGCUAGGGACAUUUCUGAGAGAGAACCCCACGAGCCACCACCCCGAGCGAAGCCCGGGAGAGGGCGCCAAAAGGAGGGAAUAUAUGUCUUUGAGUCGACAGAACCAGACACUGCGCCGACCGCUGCCAGACAACCAGAAGUGGGAUAUGGGUCCUUACAGCCUACCAGCUACUGGUCUGUUCCUGAGCAGCGCGAUUUCCCGCAGCUACUGGCUCAUUUUGGUCGCGACUUUGAGGGUAUUUCGAACUUCAUGAAGACAAAGACGACGGUCAUGGUCAAAAACUAUUUUCAGCGACGCAUCGACUCCGGUCAGAAAGACUUUGAAGACAUUGUUGCGGACGCGGAGAAUAAGAAGGCGCGCGGUGAGCGUACUGCCACAUUGCCUAUUCCAAACCCAGCAUCCAAGAGACGCUAUGAAGCUACGCCUUCCUCAAUCAUCAUGCCUCGACCUUUGGCUCCGCAUACCGAUGCGCCCCCCGAGGCAGAUGACAGCCGUGCAGGGCCCAAGAAGCAUGGGGUGCAAGCAGCACAACCGCUCGCUCUGCAUGGUCGCACUCCUUCGGAGAAAGAUCGCUCCGUUUCUCGGUAUCCUCCCCUUGCUCAGGCUAGUGGCCCCUCCAUGCCGUCUGGUGCUCUCCUGGGCGAGGAUCCCUCACGGAUGCAGGCACAGGCGGGAUUGCCGCCGAGAAUGCAAGGCCCGCGUCCUGGCUAUUUCACCGAGGAACGACGCGAUAUGCCUUCAACAGUGCUGUCUCAUGCUGCAGGCCGCGCGCAGGAAACUGCAAUGCCUGCACGCCAAGCAUCGAUUCCGGCGUCGGAGAUGGCUCGCAUGGACGCUCUGCAUGCGCAGACUUUCCGGACGUCAGCUGUCGAUCUCCAUGGAUCGCCCUUAGUUCCAACGCAAACUGUACCUUCGUCACAGGCAUACAUACAAUCGCAGUCGCAACCGUCUCUGAUUUCGACGAGUUCUCAUUCCCGCCAUCCCAGUCUCACCAAGCCCCCGGGCUCCCCGGCGCCACAGUUACACAGGCAGGAUCCCGAUAUAUCCCCAAUACGCCGCGAACACAUGGGACAGCGUCCAUUUUACCAUCUUCCGGGGCAGCCUAUGAGCCUGUCCCAACAACAUCCCGUUCUGUCGCCCCCGAAGGAACCUGCCCGAACGGGACCACCGGCAGAACCGACCGAGGCCCCUCGUCAAGUACCAGCGAAACGAUCCAAUAUUAUGAGCAUUCUCAACGACGAGCCAGAAGAACCCCAACCUCGGAAACGGUUCGCCAGCGAGCAAACAACCUCCGCCGGAGGGGCAGUAUCCCCGUCGCUACCGGUGUAUUCGGGAACGUCUUCUAUGGCUCAGCCAGGACCACGUCAAGAAGAGACUCCGUUCUCUGCGCCCCAGUCCAAGCCGCUGUAUUCUCAGCAGAGUCCGUAUCUAUCGGCGUCCCGCGGGUAUUCUGACUACCAGUCGUAUGCACAGACACCCGGGAGUUCUGCGGCGCCUGCCAAUAAUGACUGGCUGGCACGGUUCGAUCCGCGUGGUCAACAGCAGCAGCAACCCGCCGGGCCACCUCCUCCGCAGCAAUCGAGUUCUCGCUCCGCGUCGACGAUGGCUCAACAGCCGACUUUCUCCCCCUACACUUCGACCCAAUCCUUGCCAGGCGCGUCUCUCCAAACUCUUACCACGCCUUCGCCUGCUCCAACUCCGUCUCCUGCGCCAUCACAGCGUCCAUCAUACCACACAUCUGUAUAUGCGCCCCCUCCAGCGUCCCAUGCGCAGACUACCGCGGCAGGGUCGCGCGAUGUCGGAGCGCAGAAUACAGUGUUCCGCCCGAGCAUCGCGUCCCCCACACCUCGCAAUGGCAGUAUCUCGUACGGCUCCCGGCAGGGGCCACCCACGCCAAUCCAAUCCCCUGCCAACCUAUUAGGGAUCUCAUCCCGCCAUCCACCAGCCACAGCCUCGUAUGCCUCACCGGCGCCCACGACAUCGUCGUCAGCACACAUGUCCAGCCAAUAUCCUGGAGCCCAUCAGACGUACCAGCAACAUGUGCAAACCAUGGUCAGUGGGGCGCAUCAACAACAAGCGCACCGUUCCUCCAUGGGAAUGCCAGGAACACAUUAUGGCCAUAGUACGCCUCCUCCAGGUCAGGUCUCGCGGUCAGGUGGCUUGCCUGGACCACCCAGUCAGGCAAUGUCUAUGGGACGCUCCUACACGCCACCUGCAAUCCUCCAGCCUACUCCAGGUGGACUUAGUUAUUCGGCCGGCGGGCCUCCCCCGACAGCUGGCUCGGUGCCCCCUCUCCAGGCACGGCAUAUGCCCGGCCCUCUGGGUGAAACAGUUUCCGGACACCAUCGGGUUUACAGUCAGGGAUCGAAUGCUGGCACACAUCCUGGGUCUUUGAACCCGCAGCAUCCGCCGCGAUAG